This is a messenger RNA of Colletotrichum siamense, 894 nucleotides long. RefSeq lists its product as uncharacterized. The transcript has a single exon. The coding region runs from base 1 to 894 and encodes 297 amino acids. Lineage: Eukaryota; Fungi; Ascomycota; Sordariomycetes; Glomerellales; Glomerellaceae. The record is from RefSeq and is a predicted model, not a curated record.
AUGUCUGGUAUGGGGAAGAGCAAGAGCGUCAGCUUCACCAUGUCUCACUCAGCAACUGCCACUGCAACUUGCAUUGGGCAGACUUCGACUAUGGUUGUUCAGCAGUCGUUUUCAUCUUUGAGUAUCAGCUCUUCAAACUCGGGGCUGCAUGAUCACAUCAACCUCUGCGAGCGCAUUCGUCGGAGUCAGCAGCAGCUCGCUUUCGAUUGCUAUGGGAUGAUCAGAGAUCGCAGUGGUCAGAUGUGCCGGGAGUUUGGCGUCUACCCAAAGUUUGGCUCAUACCGCGAUCAGUGGUCAGUGAUCUCACUGAGAGAGGUCCUAGAGAGCCCGCUGGAGUUCCCACAUAUGCCGGUGUCAGCGAAGCUACACCUGGCAGCUAUGAUAGCUUCCAGCUUUCUUCAACUACACCAAACGCCAUGGCUUCCCGAAAUUCUGACAAGCCGCGAUAUUUUGUUCUUGAAGAGAGGGGCGGAGCUUCAAUACGAGCACGCCUUCGUCAUGAAAGGACUACAAGAAAGCCUUGAAGACAAGCAGAAAGGAAACAACUCGGCACCAAGCAGUCGCUGCCCUGCUCUGCUCGCUCUCGGGAUCUUGCUGCUGGAGCUGAACCUGGGCCGGACGAUUGAAUCGCUUCGGAUCCAGUAUGAGACGCCCCCACCUGGAGCUCCGAAACUGAUGUACGACUCCAUGACAGCGCAGAGGUUGCUACAGGAGAGGCAGAUGGACAGCUUAAAUUACAAGAGCGCCGUGCAACGGUGCAUUGGGGGAGAAUUUGCGCGGCCGAAGCUCGACUUGAAUGAUGAGGACUUUCGGCAAGAGAUAUACGAAAAGGUGGUAGCAUUGUUAGAGACGGAUUUGAAGAACGCGACAUGGUCUUUUGAUGUGGGCAUUUAA